Clarias gariepinus (North African catfish) is the source of this 5237-nucleotide messenger RNA. RefSeq names its product MAX dimerization protein 1 (gene mxd1). Gene Ontology annotation, biological process: negative regulation of transcription by RNA polymerase II. The coding region runs from base 854 to 1516 and encodes 220 amino acids. NCBI's taxonomy places the organism in Eukaryota, Metazoa, Chordata, Actinopteri, Siluriformes, Clariidae. The transcript is spliced from 6 exons. The record is from RefSeq and is a predicted model, not a curated record. Gene Ontology annotation, molecular function: DNA-binding transcription factor activity, RNA polymerase II-specific; protein dimerization activity; RNA polymerase II cis-regulatory region sequence-specific DNA binding.
GAAAGAGAGAGAUAAGAAUUCAGCUAGCUGCGCUUUUUAAAAUAAAACAAUAAUUAUAACAAUAAAUGAUUAUUGAUAAUGCACCUUAGUGUUAUUAGUUGAUUUGAGUUUACGACUUGAGGAUAUUUUUGUGCACAGAGUCUGGCACUUUGUGUUUGUUUUUAUUUUUUACUUUUCGAAUCAACUAGCAGCUCAGUUAUUGUUUAUUUUUAUAUAAAUAUCUAUAAAAAUAAUACACUUUAAGAGUGUAGAAGGGGAAAAUCUUUAACAAGGAUUUGCAAUCUUUAACAAAUUGAAUACAUUAUUAACAAUCCUGGGCUAAGCUGCUGCUGUCGGAGCUUGUUUUUGUUUUUGACAGCUUGGAGGAUUUACAAGAAGAAGAAGGGAAAAAACACAUUUAUCUUUUUAAAAAAAAAACAAAAAAAAAACAGCAAAAACAAAUUGUUUUUUAUUUGCACCAAACUGUUUUUGUGCAUUCGUUUUUUUUUUUGGCUGCUUGUUUUUGUUUUAGUUUUUUCCCCUUUUCUCAGUUUGUCUCUUAAAAAAGAAAUAAUAAUAAUACAAGCUCAAAAAGCUGGCUCACUGACUGUAUAUUUGUUUAUAUAUAUAUAUAUAUAAAAUAACACUUUUUGCCCCAUCAAUGCUGUCAUUGAGCUAGCUCUUGUUUUUUCCCCCUUUUUUUAGUUAUUUUUUAAGAAAUAAAUAUAUUUAUAUAUACAUAUGUUUUUCCUCCUUUAAUCUACAAGGACGCGCGCGAGACAACCACAGCAACAUUUGCCCAUUACGUCAUUUAUUUUUAUAUAAAUUUUUUUUCUUAUCUUUUUUUUUUUUAAUAUUGCUGUUAUUGUUGAACAUGGCCGCCAUCGGGAUGGUGCAGAUGUUGAUCGAAGCUGCUGAGUAUCUUGAUCGUAGAGAAAGAGAAGCAGAACACGGGUAUGCCUCAAUGUUACCGUUCACCAGCCACAAAGACAGGGACGGCUCCAAGAGGAAAAAUAAAAGCAAGAAAAAUUGCAGCAGCAGGUCUACGCAUAACGAGAUGGAGAAGAACAGGCGGGCACAUUUAAGGCUAUGUUUGGAACGCUUGAAGUCCAUGGUGCCUCUGGGACCAGACUCCAACCGGCACACCACCCUCAGCCUACUAACGAAGGCCAAGGAUCACAUCAAGAGGUUGGAGGACAGCGAGAGGAAGGCACAGCACACAAUAGAUCAGCUGCAGCGGGAGCAGCGGCACCUGCGCAGACGGCUGGAGCAGCUGGGAGUGGAGCGCACGCGCAUGGACAGCAUGGGGUCCACCUUCUCCUCAGACAAAUCCGACUCUGACCAAGAAGAGCUGGACGUGGACGUGGACGUGGAGGGGACGGACUACCUGCUGGGCGAUCUGGAGUGGAGCACCAGCAGCGUGAGCGACUCGGACGAGCGGGGCAGCCUAAGGAGCAGCUGCAGCGACGAGGGCUACUCCAGCCACGCCAGCCUGCGCCGCCUUGCCAACAUUCAGGAGAAAACUCUAAGUCUAUAAGAGCACAGCCACUCCCACCUGACCUCCAUCUCCAACACCUCCAGCAGCUCCGCCCACUCACUCACUCACUCACUCGAUCGAUCUCCAGCGCCGGAGCGUGACGAUGUGAAGCCGCCAGCCGACGUACGGAACGUUCCAGAAUUGAAAGCACUCUGCGGCGACUCGUACGUACACCAUCCAGACCAAAACGUAAAAGAAUGUGGCCUCGCAUAUCCGCUCCUCUCACACCUUUUCUACCUUCACCGUCCGAUCAGCCACAGAGGACGUCCGUCUAGUCGUCCAAUCAGAUCCUCCCUACCUCUCUCGCGUCCUUUUCAUCUUCGUCGUCUGUUUCGUAUCGUCACCAGAGAAUGUUCCUCAUGGCCGCGCCCGCCGCCUACGCCGACCCUCCUCCUACAUCCUCUCCCCAUCCACCAAUCAGAUCAGGACGUUCCGACACAGGGCUAGGUCACCUGACCUAUCACAGCAUGGAGUUUUGCACUUAAAAGCAGCUUCUCGGUGUAAGCCGGCCCCCUUCGCCGCAGAUCCGAGAGCGACAUAGAAUACGGUUUUGUUUUUAGUUUGUUUUUGUUUUUUUUCCCGAGAUCAGCGCCAGAAGGUCGGCUUUUACCAAAGAUCACACAGCAGGAAUGUUUUUUUCUUUUUCUUUUUUUAAAAUCACAAAAAAAAAUACAGCAACAAUAAAGGUGUAUCGUCGUCAUCGUCGCCGUCAUUGUCGUCAUCGUGAUCGUCUUCUCGCUCCUCUGCUCUCCAGAGGGAUCGCAGCUACUCUAGUUCCAGUAUCAGGUGUAGUCUUUAAGCUAGUCUUAAAUUAAGAUAAUAAUUUUCCUGCACUGUCCCAGCGUCCAACCCUUCACCCAAACCACCACCACCACCACCACCGAGCCCUGGGACGGUUACCUAGCAAUGGUGCGAUGUGACGUCAUGUGAUGUCAUGUCAUUCUCCACGGCAACCACUACUGCUAGUCGGCUCCUGCUGGUUUGGGGAGAACAGCGAGACUUUUUUUUUUUUUUUUCUCUGGCAGUCUACUACCAAGCCUCGUCUAGUUUAAUACCGAGAGAACCGUUUGGUCCAGAAGCUCGGAGACGGCAGCAGGGUGUGUGUGUUUAGCGGUUGGGUUUAUGAUCUGUACACGUUUUAAUGUCAAGCAGGGACACACACAUAUACAGACACAAAGACUUCGCGAAUAACACGUUUCAGUGCUGUUGAUGACGCGGCACCUUGAAUUUUCUUUUCGUUUUUGUACACAGUAUAAACUGUCGACGUGAGGAUCGUAUCGCAACGCAGCAUGAGAUUGUCGCGGGACUGAUUUUGGGGGAGUGGGUGAUGGAAAAGGGGGUGGGGGGGAGGGGGAUGGUGUCCAAUGAGAAAUUUUCAUCUGGGUCGUUCCUGCUCUUCCUCUCUGAUCUAAAGACAGUGGCAAAUACGUUUGUGUGUGUGUGUGUGUGUGUGUUUUGAUGUUGUUUUUUUGUUGUUGUUUUUUUUUCAGUAAAAGAGGAAAUAAGGAAGUAAGUACAUUCCGCUACCGAACAGGAAGUCAGUUAGCAUUAUUAUUAUUGUUAUAAAGAGUAUAAUAAUAAGAAUAAUAAGGCACUCGGAAUUAUGGGAAGGCAAAAAAGGGCUUUGACCCAACAGGGCUGAAAUAGUUUUUCUUUGUCCUUCUCCGACGAGACGCUGAAACUGUUUUAUCUUUUCAACAUUGUGUUUUAUUUAUAUAGUUUUACAGAAAUCUAUUUAUCCAUUUAAACAUCUAUAUGUAUCACAAAGUAUUUAUUUAAUCCAGAUAUAUGUCACAAAUAAAUCUAUUACAUAUUUUAUAUGUGUAAAAUAAAAAAAAAAGAAAAGAAGAGUAUAUUUAAAAAGUCGUAGUGGAUUUAGUUAUCACAGUGGGUUAUAGUUUUAUUUUAUUACUUUAAUUCUAAGUGUUCUCUCUCUCUAACCGUGUAGUUUUAUUUGCACAGAUUAUCUACAUUGUAUAUGGACAUGGAGUUAGAGCUCUAUAUUUGUGUACACCCUUAAACCAACUUGUGCUCUUAUGGCUGUCUCGACGUGUUAGAUUCUUUCUUUUUUUUUUUUUUUUUUCAUUUGUUGAAAUUUUUUUUUAUCUAAACGUACAGUAUAUAGAUUAGAUCUACAAAUAUAUGGAGAAAGAGAAAUAAAUGUGCGUGAAACGUAACAGAAAAAGUAAAGGAGUAAAGGGAAAGUAGUUUGUCAGGGAAACGUGUUAAACGUAUGAGAUGAGAGCGUGAAGCUCCUGAAUGUAGACGUAGACUGUAUUUAUUUUUUAAAGAGCUCAAAGAUGAGACAAAACCGCAAAUAAUAAUAAUAAUAAUAUAAAAAACUUGAACGAAAUGCACCAAAAAAAAGAAAGAAAUAGACAACAUUUUUAAAAAGAAUAUAUAUCUAUAUAUAUAUCUAUAUAUAUGUAGGCUUGUUUAAUAUGUGGAAUUUUUAAUCACUUUACAAAUAAGUCCCGCCUUCCCCGCCAAAAAAAUAAUAAUAAAAAAAAAGUUUAAAAAGAAAGAGGAAAAAAAUUAGUGUGAUUGAGAUGUGAUUGUUAGACUGGGGAAAGGGGUUUGAGUUUGUGUUUAUGUGUGUGUGUGUGUGUGUGUGUGUGUGGUCACUGUCUACAGAUGGAGAGAAAGGGUUCCGGACAAGGGUUUAGUUUUUUUGGCGGUGUCGGGUUCUUUAAAGCUGUUUGUACGGAUAUGUCUUGUUUUUAUUUGUUAUGAGUAAAAAGUAAAAAAAAAAAAAGUCCAUUUCCUUUCCAGUGUGUCUAAAGACUGUAAUAAUAGUGGUUCUACAUACACACACACACACACACACUCUCUUAAACUUGCCCUGCCUUUCAAUGACUCCUUUAUCCUUGAUUGUACUUUAUUCGUGAUGUGUGUGUGAGCGUUUUGUCUCUCUGCUCUCUUUCAACACCAGCGCAGAGAGAAAAACAAAACUCUGAAACAUUCUGUGAAAACCUUUUUUUUUUUUUUUUUUAAAGAAUAAGGGCGCGUUUGAGUAACGCAGGCUUUUACAUCCAUCUGUGCAGAAAUUGCGAAUCAUAAUCAUUAGCUGAAAUGCACAGGAUUUGCACAAACGCCCUGCGUGGCUCGAGCGCGUCCCGGGUGCUGACACACACUCGUGGUUUUGCUCGAGAACAACCCCGCCCCUUUUGUUUUAUUUAUUUUUCAUUUCCAUUGUGCCACCUUCGACCCUGCAGCUAACGUCCAGGGGGCCGUGAUGGAUGUUUGCACUCCUUCAGUGAGUACAGGAGGUUGUGAACUCUUAAUACCAAAAUGGCUAAAGCCUUAAUGACGUCCAGACGUACGGACAUUUAAACAAAAAAAACAAACACAAACGUAUGUACGAUCUGUUUUGGAAAGUAAGCCCAUCGCAAUGUCAUUCCCACUGAUGGUGACUGUGUCUCAGGUGUGUUCUUCUACCAGACACACACUAAAAAAAAAUUGCUACUGCCUCUCGGACAGCUACAUGUCUGUUUUUUUUUUUGUUUGUUUCGUGUUCGAUUUAAAUUAAAAUCUGACCCUUUUAUGCUGUUACUUUGUUCAAAACAGCGACAAAAAAAUAGAAAACCCGGGCAGUUUGGAUGUCGAACGCUCAGUUGUGGUCAAAAAACUAAUGGAGAAUCAGAACAUCAGCAACAAUAUGUACAUGUGUUGAGUUUGUUACUCUUUGCUAGUAACAUCUGAAAUAAAAAACUAAGCAAAA